UUUACCCAAACUGCUUUCCUAUGGUCUGGUCUCAGGGAGAGAGAGAAGCUGUGUUUGUGUAUGUGACCACAGAGGGCCGCUUCUGUUGCUGCACUUUUUUCACCCGGCAUCAGACGCAGAUAUGUGUGAAAGGGACUGUAAGGAGAGCGUGUGUCUCUGUUCCAGCUCGUCCGAAUAACUUUAACGCUCCUGCUUCAUCUUCUGACGUGGUGAGGUCACAUUAUCUUUGCCCUUUGGAUAUACAACUUAUCUUUCUGACAGUUCAUGUGUUUUAGUUCUGAAAGUUGUGACCAACACAGAGGAACAGAGAUGAGGAUUUGUUUGGAAAGGAGCUAAAGACGAUUGUGGGAUACAGUACAGAAAGUUUGGAUUAAAAAUGAACCCGGUUCGGAAAGACAUGGAGCUGCUGAGUAACAGCAUGGCCACUUAUGCCCAUAUCAAAGCCAACAUGGAAAGCUUUGCGCUGUACUUCAUGCUGGGUGUAUGUUCUGGUCUUCUCCUGGCUCUGGUCCUUCUCAUAUUGGGCAUCACCUGCAGGCCACGGUCAAAGGCGAAGACACCCGACAAGAGACACCUUAAAGAGUCCAGUGAGGAAGAGGAGGACAAGCAAGAAGACAGUGAGGAACUGGACGAUGAAGAUUUAGAGCUCCCCACGGUUACCGUGAGCCCCGCCGCGAGCGAACAGAGUCAGCUGACCGGGACUAUUAAAAGCAUCAAUGUGUUCACUUCUGCAGAGGAGCUGGAGAGAGCCAGGAGACUGGAGGAGAGAGAGCGAAUCGUUCGGGAGAUCUGGAGAAACGGACAGCCGGAUAUUCUGGUCACAGGCACGGGCACGCUGGGCCGAGUUCACUAUUAGAUUGUUUUAAGCAAACUUGUGUGAAAUGUACCUCCACGGUUUUAUUGAAAUAAGUGAGAUUUGAUUUGCAUGUUACUGCUGAGGAUUCUGUGGUCAGUUUCAUAAGCACUUGUCAUCUGAAUAAUUUGGAGAUUUUAAAGGGAUAGUUCACCCAAAAUUUUUUAUUCUGUCAUCAUUUUUUCAUCCUCAUGUUGUUUUCUUUCUGAUGAAUGCAAAUGUUGAUAAAUGAUGGUGAACACACAGCUGAUUGUAUCCAUUGACUUCAAUAGUAGGAAAAACAAAUACGAUAAAAUUCAAUUGGUACCAUCAAUUUUGUGCUUCCAAUCAAUCAUCAAAAUAUCUUCUUCAUCAUUCAUCACAAUACUUCCAUAAUAUUUGUUUUCCUACUAUGGAAGUCAAUGGUUACAAUCAGCUGUGUGCAUACCAUUUUGUUUUUAAAUAUCUUCUUGUGUUGUUUUUAGAAAGAAGUAUUCAUACAGAUUUUAAACAACAUGAGGAUGAGAAAAUGAUGACAGAAUUUUCAUUGUUUGGGGAAAAAACCCUUUAAUGGUGCAUUUAAGAUCCAUACAGGUUUGUAUAUCUAUUUUAAUACACAUUUCAUUUUUAAUAAUAUUUGUUUAUAUAUUUUAAAUGCUUUUGUAUUUUCUAUGUAUUUUUUUAAUUAUGCAUCUAUAGCAUUUUUAUCUGUUAAGACAACUUAAGGUAAUUUGAUUAAAAUUUUACUUCUGGUCCAUGACGUGUUACACCAAAAAGAAUGUGAAGCACAAAGCAUUGUGGGAUAAAAUACAAAGUAUUCUCCGCUCUAUACUA
Molecule: messenger RNA, 1666 nt
Organism: Misgurnus anguillicaudatus (oriental weatherfish)
Lineage: Eukaryota; Metazoa; Chordata; Actinopteri; Cypriniformes; Cobitidae
Gene: eva1bb
Product: eva-1 homolog Bb (C. elegans)
Source: RefSeq, a predicted model, not a curated record